AUGUCUGACAACGCCUACGAGAAAUCCGUGGGUGGCCCAUUCUUCCGUGAUAUCAACAACCAAUGUACUACAGCGAAUGAGCUCACAUUCUACAUGUUUUCGGACCAUACGCGUACCGAGGACUACCGCUACGGAUUUCACGGUCCGUACGCAUUAGUGUUCACUGAUGGAACAGCACCUUCCACGUCGGAUGUAGACUUCGACUUCUUCCAAGACUUGGAUCUAACGGGUUUCACCUCGGAAACAGAGCGCGGUUCCGUGUCUGGCUCCAUCAUUGACAGCAACGAUGUGCUCGGUAGCUCUGGUGUCGUUGUCAGUUUCUCAAACGAUGAUGCACAGUACUGGGUAUCCGUGGACUCGAAUGCAACGAUGUUCACGUCACCGCUGAUGCGGCCCGCGGUGGUGACGGGGGGUUCUACAACAACGCAGACCCUUGAGGUGACGUACGAGCUUGAGUCUAGUCCCAUUUGGCGUAUUGGUGAAUGGGAUGGCGCGUCCGACGGGUUCCUUAACGCUGCGAAUAUCCACACCAUGCACCCCAGCGAUUCACGUUUGGAAACGUGGGUGGAGUCUCUGACAUUCGCCCCAGGCAAGGACGACGAUAACACCUUCCCCUGGCGAUGUUCCGUGCUAGCAGCGGACGUUGCAGCGUCACAGCGAACGGUGACUGGACUGCAAAGGUGCAGCCGUCCGUGGCUGUUUCAACGCGGUAUCACGCGCGGUGUAACACUGGGCAACUACAAGCAUUACGAGUACAGUAUCCCGAGCUCUGCUCUUGUCACCGGUACAAACACGAUAGAGCUGUCGGUUGCCAGUGGCUCAACCGACUCCAGCGAGGAGUGGCUGUCUGCGUCCGUUGUGUUUGACGCCAUCGAACUUGUGUAA
Molecule: messenger RNA, 885 nt
Organism: Phytophthora nicotianae INRA-310
Lineage: Eukaryota; Oomycota; Peronosporomycetes; Peronosporales; Peronosporaceae
Exons: 3
Coding region: 1-885 (294 amino acids)
Biological process (GO): pectin catabolic process
Molecular function (GO): carbohydrate binding; carbon-oxygen lyase activity, acting on polysaccharides
Source: RefSeq, a predicted model, not a curated record